GCCUGGACCAAUUGAAUUAUAAAAUAUUUUUUGGGCUGAACCAAUUGAAAUGAAUCUGAACCCCAACAACACCACCAAACUUAAAACCCACACCACACUCUCACACGGCUCACUCUAACUAAUAUAAACCCCCCCUCCCACCCCAACCUUUUUCUAACUCUUUUAGUCCUCUCUCUCCCUCCCAUGCAUACUUUUUCUACCCUCUUCACUGCCAAACUAUUUAUUGAUUUGUGUCCACUAAAUUAGACACUCAUUUUCCCCACAAACUUUGGUCUCACUACAAUCUCUCUCUCUCUCUCUCUGAGAUAUUCAUACACAUAUUCAUACAUAUUCUAUGGAAGAGCUAAUAAUCUCUCCCUCUUCAUCCUCUUCUUUAGUAUCUUUACCACAAGAAACCUCACCAUCCCUGCAACAAAGGCUUCAGUUUAUUGUCCAGUCUCAGCCGGACUGGUGGUCAUACGCGAUUUUUUGGCAACCCUCGAACGACCACCAGGACAAUGGCCGUCUCUUUCUGACAUGGGGAGACGGCCAUUUCCAAGGCUCCAAAGACCCCUCCGCCAAGCACCACAACAACCCCUAUGGGAUUCUUUCAGAAAGAAGGAAAAUCCUCAAGGGCAUUCAAUCUCUCAUCAACGACAACAACCCAGAUCAUCAUCAAGACAGCAUCAUGGAUCACAUGGGCUUGGACGCCGACGUCUCCGACGGCGAGUGGUUCUACGUCAUGUCGUUGGCUCGAUCUUUCUCCAUUGGCGAGACCACCAUUAGCGCUAGUGUUCCCGGCAAGGCCUUCAGCUCCGGCUCUGUGGUGUGGCUCACUGGCUCCCAUGAGCUCCAAUUCUACAACUGCGACAGAGCCAAAGAGGCCCAAAUGCAUGGCUUUCAAACCCUGGUCUGCAUCCCAACCCCCACCGGCGUUCUCGAAAUGGGUUCUUCAGAUUCGAUCAGAGAAAACUGGAGCCUGGUCCAGCAGGCCAAGUCGUUAUUCGGGUCGGACCUCAUUUGCUCGGUAGCAGACCAACCCGACCCGGAAACCAGAUCCCCCAUCGACUUCAUAAACCGAAACUUCUCUUUCGCCGAUAUCGGAAUCAUCGCCGGAGUAGAAGAAGAGGAAGACGACAAGAAGGAAGUGGCGCUGGACUUGACGAUGAUGAAGAGGAAGGGUGGAAACCCGGGAACGGGUCUGUACCCGGAUUCAAACGCGAACCCGAAGCCAGACUACUCGGACUCCGACGGCCCGAAAAGGACACCUAAAAAGCGGGGCCGAAAACCGGGUCUGGGCCGCGACACGCCGUUGAACCACGUGGAGGCGGAGCGGCAGCGGCGGGAGAAACUGAACCACAGGUUCUACGCUCUGCGGGCGGUGGUCCCCAACGUGUCAAGAAUGGACAAGGCGUCGCUGCUAUCCGACGCCGUUUCUUAUAUCAACGAGCUGAAGACGAAGGUGGACGAAUUGGAGUCGCAGGUACAGAGAGAGUCAAAGAAAGUCAAGGUCGAAACAGGAGAUAAUCUGGACAUCCAGAGCACCACCACGUCCGUGGAGCAGAUCGCGAAGCCCCCCAGUUCGUCUGCGAAUGGGUCUGGGCUCGAAGUGGAGGUGAAGAUUGUGGGCACGGACGCCAUGAUUAGGGUUCAAUCGGAGAAUGUGAACUACCCAUCCGCCAGAUUAAUGGCGGCGCUGCGGGACUUGGAGUUGCAGAUCCACCAUGCGAGCUUGUCUUGCAUCAACGAGCUCAUGCUUCAAGAUAUUGUGCUGAAGGUUCCAGAAAACAUGAGAAGCGAAGACAGCCUCAAAUCUGCUCUUCUUAGAAUAUUAGAUCAGAACUAAAAAGCACGACCGACGGAUGGUUCAAGGCAAUGUGUGUGUCCGCUUGCAUCGAGUUCAAUCUCUCUUCCAGUACAUUAAAGUAAUCUAAAAACAUGUUCGAUCGUUGAAUCGGUGGGGACUUUAGGAGCAAGAUAGUCCAACCGUAGUUGGGUGAAUCAAAUGAAUCCAGGGAUGACAGAUAUUUUACGCACGUUCCUAAAUGGACUCACAAGUGGGGGUGUCUAAUAAACGAAGGUGAAGAAAAACUCAAAGGGAACAUCGUCACUGUCGGAAAGAACAGUUGCUUACGCGCGCAGAAUUUCUUUCAACUGUUGUGCAUCAUAAACCUCCUUACAUCGCAUCAACAGUACCGCUAGUCGUAAACGCGCGAUCGGACGACUGUUGUUAGCAGUUCUCAGAAUUGAUAAAAGGACAAAAAAUUUCUGGUUUUCGCAGGGUGUGACUAAUUUUGAUUUGUUGGCCUGAAGUGUACCACUCGUGUUCUUUCUUUUGUGGACGAAAUGAAAUGGAAUAUCAACUGCGGACGUGUUUUUGGG
Prunus persica (peach) is the source of this 2361-nucleotide messenger RNA. RefSeq names its product transcription factor MYC2. Gene Ontology annotation, cellular component: nucleus. The transcript has 2 exons. The record is from RefSeq and is a predicted model, not a curated record. Lineage: Eukaryota; Viridiplantae; Streptophyta; Magnoliopsida; Rosales; Rosaceae. Gene Ontology annotation, biological process: regulation of DNA-templated transcription. Gene Ontology annotation, molecular function: transcription cis-regulatory region binding; DNA-binding transcription factor activity; protein dimerization activity. Bases 335 to 1825 code for a protein of 496 amino acids.